CUAGUUUUCCAGCAGGGUAAUACCUCAGACUAUAGUGCUAGAGUCAUACUUGAUCAUAUUAAAGAGCUAGACAUCGAGUGUCUAAGGUGGCCAGCAAAGUCGCUAGAUCUCUCGUAUAUUGAAAAUAUAUGGUUCUGGAUGAAGGUGUGGCUCUACCAGCUCUUGACCCCGGAUGAGUUAGCUAACGCUAUUCGCGCUGCGUGGGCCGCAGUGCCAGAAGAAUUACUGUGUAAGUUGGCUACGUCAAUGCCAGACCGGCUGCGGAAGAUGUUAGAAGAAAUAGCGGCUUGA
Molecule: messenger RNA, 291 nt
Organism: Pseudomassariella vexata
Lineage: Eukaryota; Fungi; Ascomycota; Sordariomycetes; Amphisphaeriales; Pseudomassariaceae
Exons: 1
Molecular function (GO): nucleic acid binding
Source: RefSeq, a predicted model, not a curated record